Diachasmimorpha longicaudata is the source of this 2409-nucleotide messenger RNA. It is a transcript of the gene GAA1, whose product is annotated as glycosylphosphatidylinositol anchor attachment 1 protein. Gene Ontology annotation, cellular component: membrane; GPI-anchor transamidase complex. Bases 126 to 2018 code for a protein of 630 amino acids. The record is from RefSeq and is a predicted model, not a curated record. Gene Ontology annotation, biological process: attachment of GPI anchor to protein. The transcript has 5 exons. Lineage: Eukaryota; Metazoa; Arthropoda; Insecta; Hymenoptera; Braconidae.
AUUGUAAAUAAAGCCAAAGUGUCAUGGCGCCGGUGCUCGGGUGCCGCGCCUGAUAUCGACUUUACCGAGCGGUUUGAGUUGACAUAUCGGAAGGUUAAUUCGGGAACAUUUAAUAAUCCAAAUAUAUGGGAAGGAUGGGUCUUCUGACUGAUCCGAGAGCUGGAAACGCCGAGAUGAUAAAGUUCCUUUUGAGGUGGGAAAAAGCCUUGUGCUUUGUUAUUUAUUUGGGGGGUGUCGUGUGGAUGGCAAUGCUCGCCUCACCCAUUUUCAAUGAUGGCACAUAUUUCUCGGAGAAUGCCCUCCUCCCAGGCCUCGUCACGAAGGAGAGUAGCCUGGAGCAGACAGCUCGUCAGUACCACAGGGAACUCGUCGACGAGAUGAAACGAUACCCUGACAACAUGCCUUAUCCUUGGAUUCUCGCCAAAUUCAAUCAACUUCAUCUCGAUGUUUAUACCCACAACUUCACCCUGAAUUACCCUUUCUCAGGGCAUCGGUUCACUGGACAGAAUGUCUAUGGGAUUGUUAGGGCCCCCAGGGCAGCAUCAACGGAGGCGAUUGUCGUCAGUGUGCCCUUCCGAGCUCUCAAUAGUGUUCAUCCAACUACUGCACCCUCCAUUGCACUUCUCCUGGCAUUUGCCAAGUUUUGCAGAAAGCAAAAAUACUGGGCGAAGGACAUAAUCUUCCUAGUGACAGAGCACGAGCAGCUGGGGAUGCAGGCCUGGUUGGACGCCUACCAUGGUGUUGUAAGCGGCCAGGCUGAUGUCCUGGACGCAGGCGAUCUGGAUGGACGAGCUGGAGCUAUCCAAGCUGCCAUCAAUCUAGAGAUCCAUGCAAUGAAGAUCGCAUCGAUCGAUGUCAAGAUCGAAGGUCUCAAUGGGCAGUUACCGAACCUGGACCUCGUCAACCUCGCCCAGAACGCAAUAAAAAAGGAAAUGGUUCGUGGGACCUUCCAGAAGCGAUUCGACAUGAACAACAAAUUUCCUCAUUUCAAGAAAUGGUCCCAUCAUUUUCAUACUUUGACAUCGAUGGUCCUGACACAGGCAACUGGAGUGCCUACUGGAAAUCAUGGCCUCUUCCACAGGUAUGGAAUCGAGGCAAUCACUCUCGAGGGAAUGGAAAAAACCGAUCGAGGAGCUGAAGUGAAUUUCGACAGAAUCGGAAGGAUAGUGGAAAGCAUGGUUCGGUCACUGAAUAAUCUAUUGGAACGUUUUCAUCAAUCGUUCUUUUUUUAUCUACUUGCUGCCACCGAUCGUUACAUCUCCAUUGGACUCUACAUGCCCUCCCUGGUUGCCAUAAUCGGCCCCCUCUUUUUAAAAGCCUUCUGCAUGUGGCUAAAACACCAGCAGUCUACUAGAACCACCCCUAAGGACAGUUCCUCCGAGUCUGAUAGCUUUGAAAUAGGCUACAUUGCCGCAGCGUUCCUCUGGUCCCACAUAUUCGGAGUUGCAGUGAUGAAUUCCCCUAAAUUGUUCACAACACUGGGGUCACAGUAUCUGCAGCUGGAGACUGAAAAUUCUGUUUAUUUUGGUUUCGCCUGCACCACAGUCCUGACACUGUUACGGUUCUUCUUUAUAAAGAGACGAUCGAAGCAAGAAAAUGUCUCUCUCAUCUGCAUAAUAACCCUGGUGGAGCUAGCAACAGGCCUCACGAGCAUAGCAAUGCACAAUGCCUCACUAGCCCUCCUCGCAGGGAUGCUCUAUGUACCAAUUGUCCUCUUGAUAACUCCGAGGUCCGAGUCCUCGGGAUCGAGAGGCCUUCUUUACAUUUCUUGGGCCCUUCUUCACCCUUUCCUGAUUACCUCUCUCAUUGUGGCUGGUUACACCUACUUCCACUUCUCAGAGGAAAAUUUGGGUAGCCUUGCAGUCAGGAGCUUCGACGCCACCAAGAAGGCUCUGCUCUUCAGCAUAAUAGAUUCCAUGAUUUAUGGAAACUGGUUGUUCAACGUUACGACCACUGUGAUACUGCCCAUUUGGCUGCUCUUAUCAAAUGUUGUAGCUAAUGAGGCGGUUACGAAUUAGGAAUCGUCCAGGAUAUCAUUCCCCAUCAAUUGUAAAUAUACCAUCUGUCAUUAUGAUUCAGGGAAGAGAAAGGGCUUCUAAAUCAAUAUUUUUUUUUUUGGUUUUGUUGUCUUAAAAGCCAAAUUGAUUACGGAAUGUACUUCAAUUCUUCUUCAUCAUCGAAUAAUGAGUAUUGUGGUGAUCACACUGGAAGUUGGUUUUUCAAAUGACUGUGGUAACCAUCAAUUAAGAUGUCAUUCAUAAAAAAACGAAAUCAUGCAAGCAAUCAAAUAAUUGAAUUAAGUUUGUGAAUAAUUCUGAAAGGCCUUCUCCCGCAAAUUAGUCUUUAUGAAUAGAGGUUCUAUUAGAAGUGUAAAUACUGCAACAUUCCACAAUAAAAAAGAAAGUUUUA